Messenger RNA from Melitaea cinxia (Glanville fritillary), 1662 nucleotides. RefSeq lists its product as uncharacterized. The coding region runs from base 1 to 1662 and encodes 553 amino acids. The record is from RefSeq and is a predicted model, not a curated record. Lineage: Eukaryota; Metazoa; Arthropoda; Insecta; Lepidoptera; Nymphalidae. Gene Ontology annotation, molecular function: nucleic acid binding; zinc ion binding. The transcript has 4 exons.
AUGGAAUUCAAUAAAAACAAAACUUCUUUUGACGUUAGUGGUGGAGAUGACGAGAGGCCCGAGAAGGGCGGAGUAGAGGAGAGGCCCGAGACGAGCGGUGUUACGGCAGGUGACGAAGGCUCCGACGCGGACAUGCGGUCCAGGUCGUCUCACGACUCGGACUCGUCGCGCAAAGGCCGCCUUUGGAAGCGCAAGCGUCGUGAGGAAACCAAUGCGCAUCGGACGAAAGCGACUGUGUGUCGGGCAAGAGCUCGAGCUCGAAGCGGCGAGCGAGGCGGUCGAAAUCAUGCGCCAAUUGAGGGCGACGCGAUCCGCGACGAGCUCAGGAGGAACGUGCCCAGCAGAAGAAUGCUCAACACUGGACCUGCACAGGAGGGCUCAGGAGUGUGUCGAGUGCUAGGAGCCCUUUACUCCCGGACGACGACAGAUGAGAUCCGUCAGCUGCAGGAGGCGAACGAUCGUCUUAAAGCCGAAAACGCCCAGCUGCGCUCGGAGAUUGCGAAGCUGAGGCAGGGCGUGGCCGACUUGUGCACGACGCCUGCACAAGUCCCCUCAACGUCGAGGAAAGAAACCGAUGACGACUCGUUCGUCUCUAAAAUUAUGGACGGGGUCGGGAAAAUGCUCGACGCCCGAUUCAAAAAUUUGGAGGCUUCCGGCAAGCUCCUGCCCGAAGCGCGGGUGCGAGCAGUCGAGGCACCGGCUUCUCAGCCGGCGGAGACCAGUGCUACAACGCUGGCCCCGCCGGCGAACCCGGCCCCGAGGCCUGCCAAGGCAGGCCAAAAGAAGAAAAAGAAGAAGAAGGCGGGUGCGGCUACCCAAGUCGCUGCGCCCAACGAGCCUCGCCCCCUACCACCUGCUCCGGCCGCUCUGACGGAGGGGUGGAAUGUGGUGGCGAGGAAAGGAAGGAAGGUGGGGCCGCCCAAAAACCAGCCCCAGCCCCAGAACAAAGGUGGGCCGGCUAAAAAGCCAAAGACGCCGAAGCUGCGACUGCCGCGAUCGGCGGCGGUGCAGCUGACGCUGCUGCCGGGCAGCACGAGAACCUACGCGGAGGUCCUUGGUGCCAUAAAGGCUGACGGCCUUAUAGCGAGCAUGGGCGUCGAGACUCGCUAUAGGGAGAAGGCCGAGGAGCUUGCCCGGCACAUCAAGGCGGUCGUCGGCGAGGACGUGGCGGUCACCCGCCCGGAGAAGUGCGCCGACCUGCGGGUGGCCGGGUUGGACGACUCGGUCACUCCCCAGGAGCUGGCCGGCGUGAUCGCCAAGGCGGGAGGAUGCCAGGAAGACUCAAUAAAAGUCGGCGAAAUACGCAAAAACUUCGCCGGCGUCGUUUUCGUCGGUUUCGUGUCGGCGAGUGUGUCCCUGCUGAAGACGAGACCGCAGCAAUGUUAUCGCUGCCACGAGGUUGGGCACGUGGCAGCGAAGUGCGACAAGGGGGUGGACCGCAGCGGCCAGUGCUACCGCUGCGGCAAGGAGGGGCACAUUCGCCGGCAGUGUACUGCCGAGGCCUGCUGUCCUAUAUGUCAGGCGGAAAACAAACCGGCUGGGCACAGCCUAGUUGCGUGCCCGCGCAACAAAGCGGGUAAAAGGAGAAAAAAGGCGGCACCCAGGGACAAAACCCGCGCACCGCCCGCCAACCGAGCCGGGGAGGUGACUAUGGAGACCUGA